Molecule: messenger RNA, 984 nt
Organism: Zasmidium cellare ATCC 36951
Lineage: Eukaryota; Fungi; Ascomycota; Dothideomycetes; Mycosphaerellales; Mycosphaerellaceae
Exons: 3
Coding region: 1-984 (327 amino acids)
Biological process (GO): signal transduction; regulation of gene expression; protein phosphorylation
Cellular component (GO): cytoplasm; nucleus; cyclin-dependent protein kinase holoenzyme complex
Molecular function (GO): cyclin binding; cyclin-dependent protein serine/threonine kinase activity; ATP binding
Source: RefSeq, a predicted model, not a curated record
AUGGAGAACUACCAGAAGAUGGAGAAGGUCGGCGAGGGAACGUACGGCGUCGUCUACAAAGCCCGCGACCUCAGCACGCCCGAUCACCGCAUCGUCGCUCUCAAGAAGAUCCGCCUCGAAGCCGAAGAUGAGGGCGUUCCCUCCACCGCCAUUCGCGAAAUCUCGCUGCUGAAAGAGAUGAACGACCCGAAUGUCUUGCGCUUGCUCAACAUCGUCCACGCCGACGGGCAUAAGCUGUACCUAGUUCUUGAAUACCUCGACCUCGACCUGAAGAAGUAUAUGGAGGCGCUGCCAGUCAGUCAAGGUGGACGAGGCAAGCCAUUGCCAGAGGGAUGCAUGGAUGGCAAGGGACACUUGGGACUGGGCGCAGACAUGGUCAAGAAAUUCACUCACCAACUGAUCUCCGGCAUGCGCUACUGCCACUCGCACCGCGUCCUCCACCGCGACCUCAAGCCCCAAAACCUCCUCAUCGACAAAGACGGCAACCUCAAGAUCGGUGAUUUCGGUCUCGCCCGUGCCUUUGGCGUUCCCCUCCGUACCUACACCCAUGAAGUCGUCACCCUCUGGUACCGCUCCCCCGAAAUCCUCCUCGGCGGCCGUCAAUAUUCGACCGGCGUCGACAUGUGGUCCGUCGGCUGCAUCUUCGCCGAAAUGGCCACGCGCAAACCCCUCUUCCCCGGCGACAGCGAAAUCGACGAGAUCUUCAAGAUCUUCCGCGUCUUGGGUACUCCAAGCGAAGCCGACUGGCCAGGUGUGACGAGCUUCCCAGACUUUAAGAGCAGCUUUCCCAAGUGGGAGCGCAAGGCAGAUGAUGAGCUGGUCAACGCAGACGGUGUGAGAGUUCUGGGCGACGAGGGUCUGAACUUGCUGGAUGCGUUGUUGGUGUACGAUCCCGCGGGCCGGAUGAGUGCCAAGCAGGCGGUGCAUCAUCCCUACUUCACUGAGGGACCUGGAGGGAAGAUCGUGACGAAUGGAUUCCGCUGA